Molecule: messenger RNA, 3629 nt
Organism: Styela clava
Lineage: Eukaryota; Metazoa; Chordata; Ascidiacea; Stolidobranchia; Styelidae
Product: protein unc-119 homolog B-like
Biological process (GO): lipoprotein transport; nervous system development; cilium assembly
Cellular component (GO): cilium
Molecular function (GO): lipid binding
Source: RefSeq, a predicted model, not a curated record
ACACCUCCUACUAGAUAGAGCCACAGAGCAAUAUUUUCAUUCUCGCUCGUCAUUAUCGAAGUGAUUUCCGUCUGUUCAGUCAUUUCUUUGUCGCUUUGUCCCCGCGUCAUUUUAUUAUUCGUUUCUAACCUCGACCAUUGCUUGAGUAUUAGAUAAAACGCCGAGUGUAGGAGUGGGAAUUAAUCGUUAUGGCUAGCACAGUAAAUGCUUCAUCUGGUGGUGGUAACAAAAAGAAAGGUGGUGGGGGAUUUCUUUCAAGGCAGAAGAAAAAGAAAGAUGGAUCUGGAAAUUCUGCGAAAGAAGUUUUAACUGAAGAAGAUUUGGCCAAAAAGAGCGUGAUUGAGGCAUCGGAUGUAUUAAAGCUCGCAAGCCCAACUAAAAAUUAUCUUUGUUCACUUGAAUCCAAUGUUUUUGGAAUUGAUUUUACUCGAUUUAAGAUAAGAAACAUGGACACUGGUACAGUCCUGUUUGAAAUUAUGAAACCAGAUUCGGACAUGGUUCAAGAAGUUGACGCACAACAAGAAUAUGACGAAGAUGCUGAUGCAAGCUCAGGUCGCUUUGUGCGAUACCAAUUCACCCCACAAUUCCUAAAAUUAGGAACAGUGGGGGCAACGGUGGAGUUUGUAAUUGGUGAGAAACCAGUCCAAAAUUUUCGCAUGAUUGAACGUCACUACUUUCGUAACACAUUAUUAAAAAGCUUUGAUUUUGAUUUCGGAUUUUGCAUACCGAACAGCAAGAACACAUGUGAACACAUUUAUGAAUUUCCCCAGCUAUCAAAAGAUAUGAUGAAAGAAAUGAUACAACAUCCUUUUGAGACGAAAUCUGACAGCUUUUACUUUGUGGAUGGCAAACUGAUAAUGCACAACAAAGCUGAAUAUUCUUAUAACGGCGUGCAAUAGAAGUUUCUUCAUUUCUUAUUAUCGCCUUCCAAGAGAUACAAAAUGUAACAUAGUCUUUAAUAUAUGUACAGAAGUUAUAGAAAUAAGACUAUGUGGCUUUACUGCCCUCAUUAUUGCUAAAAAUCUAUUCCUUAUUAGUAGUUGAGAAAUAAUAGUUGAUAGAACUGUUCUAUUCACAUAUAUAAACUUGUUCUGAUUGGAAAAGCAAUUGAGCGUGACUAGACAGAGUCUGAUUUAUAACCGACUUGUGGUAAAUUUUCUGUCAUUCUAAGUGCUUGUAUUCCAAAUAAAUCAGAUUGACAAAUCUCCUGUUUAUUUCUAAUGUAUUACUGACAAUUUUUAUAAUUUGACAAAAAAUUGUAAGCUGUGACAAGUUGUAUAUAUUAUAGGCUCUUCUCAUAUUAAAGAGUUGAUUAUUCUGCAGACGUAUAUUUUUUUACUUUUUUAUUUUCUAUUUAGCAUCACUGAACAACAGCAAUGUUAUUACUUGUGUUUAAAUAAGAUAUUUGUGGCAAUCUCAUUCAGAAAUGUGUAUUUAAUCUGUCAAUAUGCUCUGUCGAGAGACAUGUAUUUUCAAUAGACUUUUGCACUGCUAUUAUGCUAUAUUGCAUAAUAUCUUACCAUAACUCUAUUAUAUAAUUGGUACUCUGUGUUGGCUCUGUAAGAAUCAUAUACUUCCAUAAGCAUGGAAUCUAACUCUAAUAUCUACAUAUGGAAACCAAGUUAAAGUGUGUUACGAUUAUAAUUGCACUAGAAGAAAAACCUGAAAAUAUGAACAAAACACUUUAAUUUCUGGAGUGCCAAAUAGAUGUUUCUGUUAGACUAAAACUUGCCCAUCACUAGGGUUGAUUCAGAAUGAGUCUAUGUAGCAUAAAUGCAUUACUAUUGACAGAAUUUUGUGUUAAAUUUUCUGCAUGUAAUUGAACAAAUAUCUCUACCAAACAAACUGUUAAAUUGCAAUUUAUUUGCCUUCAGAGGUCGUUUGUUAUGACUAACAUAUUUAAAAAGUCUUUAAGUGAGCAUAUGCAAAGUGGAAUUUUUCGAAAUUGACAGUUACAUAAUUCAUUCUGAAAAUUCCCUUGAUUCGGUAACCAUUAUCUGAUUGAGGUUGUUAAUUAGAUUUGUAUAGUUUCAGUCUAUUUUUUGUUACAGUGUGUUUUUUUUCUGAAUAGAAAUUUAUCAGGGACAAAUCUUGAUUGGGCCGGAUAAAAUAAUUAUAUUUAUAUGUAUCCUAAUUCUGUCUUAUACUCGGAGUCUGAUUUAAAAUUUCUGUUCAGCAGAAAUAAGAAUAAUUGUUUUUGUUCCCUUGUUUGUUUGACUCUUAUCCUUCUUACUGACCCUGACGUAUUUCAAACUUUUCUAGCAUUUGGCAGUUUGCUAUUAUUGUUAUAGAGCUGUUUUACUAAACAAUGUACAAUUUUGAAAAACUUGGUAUUGUUACUGUUGAGAUAAUAAUAUCUGAAACUCAUUUAAGUAAUAUCCCAGUUUGUUAUAUAGUUCGUUAAACACAGUUUGUGCCAUAUAUGCCACUAAAUAAUUGAAUAGGUAAACUUCCCAAGUUGGUGUUCUUUUACAGCAAAAUCAUAACACCAAAUUUAGCUUGAUGCAAAGAACUUGUAAUGUUGAGGAUUAGACUUAGACAUAUUAGUAUACAAAUACAAUUAACAUUGAUUUGGAUUGUUUUGAUUCUGAACUAAAGCUUGAAGUAUAUUUUAUAAUCAAGGGUAAAUUACUUAUUAAAUUUUCAUCUUGAACAGAGUUUCAAAAUUUUCCCUCAAGAUUGAAUAUCACGGCUUCUCAAAUUUUCGAUAUACAGUAUCUUAUGAAGCUGUUUUUGGACUUCUUACUACCCAUAAGAUAUCGUCUUGGUAUUAUAAUAAAAAUCAGCUUAUGUUGAACAUUACUUUGACUCGUUUCAUAUUGAUGAUUAUCUUCAAUUCAAUGAAUUCAUGUCCCUGGAUACCAGCAUUGAUGGUAUAAAAAGGAUAUUGAUUACUGAUCACUUACUUUAAUCCCAGAUUUUGUCAUCAAUUAUUAAUUAAAUAUAGUCACAUGAUAAAAGCGGAUUAGGGAAGCAUAUUUUCCACUCCAUUUAUCAUGCUGUUAAAUUAUAGAAACAUGCAGGUUGCCUAUGAUAUUGAAUUUCGAAGGCAAAGCAUUUUUUACAUAGAAACCAAAAUAUUGUCAUUCUCCAUUGUUACCAUAUGUUUAUUAGACUAACAUGGCCAGCGUAUAUUACAAUUGUUUAAAACAUAAAAACAUGCUUUAUCAAUGAAUCAUACUUGAAGUUAUAUCAAUGAAACAAUAUCUGUAUUUCUAAUUUGAAUUGUAUAUGGGUUGUUUCAAAUAAUCUUGCGUAUAAUACUUUUUCAUGGUAUAGCUAUUGAUAUUUCAGAAUUCAAUUUUUUUCAAUAUGGCUUCACUCGGCAUAAAUCAUUAAACAGUCAUCUGAUUCUGAACUGUAAUUUUUCAUCAUAAAUUUAAUAUCUUUGUGUCCCAGCAAUUUGUUAUGCACUGGUAUUUUAUUUGCUUACGUUUAUAAUGACCAAAAACUAGAGCAUGAUUAUUCCAUUCAUCAACGUUUCUAAGUUAUAGCAUUGUGAUAGUCCCGGUCGAAACAUGAUGCGCAUUAUUUCUGAUUGUUAAUCUGUAACAUUCCAUCAAUGUUUCUCGACACCCAUUGUAUGUAAUAUUUUGUUUUUCAUGCUUUUUGUGUUGAUAUUUGUCAGA